GGAAGGAAAUGCUACACUCUUCCCCAUUCUAGAGCUAAGGAAACCAAUGUUCAAAGAGGGCUGUAGCCAGCUCGAGAUUAGAGUCUGGACCCGUCCGUGACCGAAGUGGAGGACAGUGGUGACUGCACACCGAAAUGACAGGGGUCCCAUGAUCAUCACUGGGGACAGGGGGACACUUGGCUCUUGGGAAAUAAACCCCAAGGCUUGGAGGCGGAGGAGCCGACGGGAGGAGGGGAGGAAGCUUGGUCCAGGAGGAGGAAGAAGUCCCACAAUAAGAAGUCAUGUGGCCGGGCCGGGGCUUCCUGUUUCCCAGCCCCUCCCCGGCCAGCCCUGGGCAGCCCAGGCCCAGGCGGGCAGCGGACAGUGACCUGGGAGCUCAGGCAGUGACCACAGUACAGCGAGGAACAGAGAGGUGCAGAGAGCUGAGGGGCCUUGCCCCGGGGGCAGCCCCUCGGGUUCAGGGGAGCCUGGGGGAGAAGAGGGUGGUGUCGGGGUCCCCAUCCCAUUCAGGUCGAGGACAAAGGGGAGACCAGAAGUCAGGAGGCAGAGGAGAAUGGGAUGGUCAGGGCAAACUUGGUGGGUCGCGAUCUGCCCGGCUAAGGAGGCAUCCACAUGUGCUGCAUCCACAGUAGUCACGCAAGAUCCUCCCACGGGGAGUCAGUGCCCGCUCGCCAGGAGAGGAGACUGAGGCUGUCGUUUCCCAGGACAGCAAAGGCAGGAGCUGACAGCAGGCUGUGUGUUUAGGGGCAAGGAACCCAGGAGGAUCAGGGCGCAGGUUUUCAACAGCAAUGAGCGCCAGGGCCACUCGGCCCCGGAGCCGGCGUGGCAGGCACGCUCCGCCUGGUGAAUUGGACCCUGUAGCCGAGAGUUCCGAGGAGGGCGAGGUGGCCAGCGGGAGCUCGGGGCCCGGCCCUGCACUGCCGGGGAGCUCAGGACCACAGCAGCUGGGGCCUGCAGCGGAGUCGGGCAGCCAGGGCCCUGGGAGCAGGGCCAGCAAAGAGGCCUCAGAGGAUGUGGAUGGAUCACUGGCCCCCACCCCAGAAGGGGCCCAGCUGCUCGCAGGGGACACCAUCCAGCACCCAGAGAUGGCAGCCCCACAGGCCGGGGGCACUUUCUCCCCUGCGUGUGGGGCUCCUGAUGUGUUCCAGACCCUCCAGAGUGCCCUGGCCUCCCUGGAGGCCGCAGCUGCUGCCUGGCGCCCACAGCUCCUGAGUGGCCCGGGGCCUGGGGAGGUGGCAGGCCGGGCAGAGGGAAUGCCAGGGCCCUGGCAGGAGGUGGCCUACCUGGCUGAGAAGAAUGCCUGGCUGCGGCUGGCCCUGGAUACCCGGGAGGACACGCUGGCACACAUGCGGGCAGAGAGCGACACGCUGAGACAGGAGGUCCAGGAGCUGCAGGAUUCCCUGAGGAGGCUGGAGUCCACCCCGGCUCCCUCCCGCAGCCACGCUAGCGGCCCAGGCAGCAACUGGAGCAGCUCUGCAGCGGCCAGGGAGUCUGGGGGGCCGCGGGGCCCCUCCCCGGCUCACCCCCUGCUCCGGCGCCUCCGCAGCCACCCCAGCGCCCACACCCUCGGGCCUCGAGUCCUGGAGGGGCAGGAGGAGCAGCUCCGGGGGAGCGUGGAGAAGCUCAAGGGCCUCAACCGCCUGCUGCUGGCUGCACUGCAGGGCGCCAAGGGCCGCUGCGAGGCGCUGAGCAUGCGGCUGGGCUGCAGGGAGGCCGAGGCCACGGCGCUGCGCCUGGCGCUGCAGUACAGCGAGGACUGCGAGGCGGCCUACGGGGCCCUGCUCACCCUGCGGGAGGCCAGCGCCACAGCCCCCAGCGGUGACCUGCAGGCAGCCCAGGAGGAGGCGCGGAGGCUGCUGGCCCGCGACGGGGCCGCUUCGGGCGGAGGGGCAGCGCAGCCCAGCCCUGCGGGCAGCAGUGUGGACACACCCACUCCACAGGAAGUGGCCACCCAGCUCCUCGGCUACAUCUGGCACCUCCAGGAGCACCGUGCCCUGCUGAAGUUUCCCCCGGAGCCUGGCCCCACCUUGGCACCCAGGCCCACCACGCCCCACUUGGACACCCUGGUGCAGGCCGUUCUGGAGGCCCAGCCUGGCACAGCCCUGCCCCGGCUGGAGAAGACAAAGAUCCAGCAGGACCUGGUGGCCACACGGGAGACUCUGGCUGACCUGGUGCUGCAGCUGCAGCUGGCGCGGCGGGAGAAGCGGGCCCUGGAGCUACGGGAGGCGGCCCUGCGGGCCCAGGCGCCCGCGCUGCUGCUGCUGCUGGGUCAGCUGCGCUGGGAGCGGGCACAGCUCGGGCCCGAGGACAGCAGCAGCGGGGACAGCAGCGCGGGCGACAGCAGUGAGGACGAGGAGGCGUGGCCCCAGGGCCUGGCCAGUGGCAUGGAUGGAGGCCCGGAGUGCAGAGCAUGGGACCAGGAGAAGCUGGCCCAAGACCUGGCCUUGUCCCUCAGCCGCGCCCAGGGCCUGCAGGAGCAGCUGCGGUCCCUCCGGGCACAGCUGGAGCAGGUGGCCCAGCGAGGGCGUGCUGGGCGGGCCCAGAGUGCAGAGCUGAGCGCAGAGCUGUGCAGAGCUCACAGAGCCCUGGUCCUGGGCUUCCGAGGAGCCCACCGGAAGCAGGAAGAGCAGCGCUGGAAGGUGGAGAAGCAGAUGGCACAGAUGGAAGCCCGGCAGGCCGAGGAGCUGGCCAGGCUGGAGGCCACUGCCCGAGCCCUGGGGAAGCCCCGGACGUGCCCUCCGCUGCCCCUGCUGGGGGAGACCCUGCUGUAGUCGGUGUCAUGGUGUCAUAAAGUGUCCUCCAGUGA
Messenger RNA from Heterocephalus glaber (naked mole-rat), 2806 nucleotides. RefSeq names its product USH1 protein network component harmonin binding protein 1 (gene Ushbp1). The record is from RefSeq and is a predicted model, not a curated record. Lineage: Eukaryota; Metazoa; Chordata; Mammalia; Rodentia; Bathyergidae.